This is a messenger RNA of Delphinapterus leucas (beluga whale), 697 nucleotides long. RefSeq names its product ornithine decarboxylase antizyme 3 (gene OAZ3). NCBI's taxonomy places the organism in Eukaryota, Metazoa, Chordata, Mammalia, Artiodactyla, Monodontidae. Gene Ontology annotation, cellular component: nucleus; cytoplasm. The record is from RefSeq and is a predicted model, not a curated record. Gene Ontology annotation, biological process: positive regulation of protein catabolic process. Gene Ontology annotation, molecular function: ornithine decarboxylase inhibitor activity.
GAACUACCUCUACCCGAUCUGGUCACCAUACGCCUAUUACCUUUACCGUUACAAAUACCGGAUCACCCUCCGGGAGAAGAUGCUGCCUUGUUAUAAAAGCAUCACUUAUAAGGAACAGGAGGACUUGACACUCCGACCCCGUUGCUGUCUUCAGUGCUCCGAGUCCCUAGUAGGCCUUCACAGGGGCAGAAGCAGCAAGCAGGGUGAUCAAGACCAGCUUAAAGAGCUGUAUUCGGCUGGGAACCUGACGGUGCUGGCUACUGACCCCCUGCUUCACCAGAACCCGGUGCAGUUAGACUUCCACUUCCGCCUCACCCCCCAGACCUCUGCCCAUUGGCACGGCCUUCUUUGUGACCACAGACUCUUCCUAGAUAUCCCAUACCGGGCCUUGGAUCAAGGCAGCCGGGAAAGUUUGACUGCAACACUGGAGUAUGUGGAGGAGAAGACCAAUGUGGAUUCUGUGCUUGUAAACUUCCAAAACAACCGGAAUGACAGAGGUGCCCUGCUACGGGCCUUCAGCUACAUGGGCUUUGAAGUGGUCAGACCAGAUCACCCGGCCCUUCCUCCCUGGAACAAUGUCAUCUUUAUGGUGUAUCCCCUUGAAAGGGACCUAGGCCACCUGCCCAGUGAAACUCCCUGAACAUGCUUAUUCUUACUCUGUGAAGGGCUCGGAGCCUUGAUAAAUGAGAACCAGGGG